Messenger RNA from Paramecium primaurelia, 5214 nucleotides. The record is from the annotation of a GenBank genome assembly. NCBI's taxonomy places the organism in Eukaryota, Ciliophora, Oligohymenophorea, Peniculida, Parameciidae.
AUGAACCCCUUUUUUCUAUUUACUUUUGAAAUCAGAUAAGAGAUAGUUUCUAAAUAUGUAAAUAGCAUUGCUUAUAUAAUAAUCCAUUAUUUUAUUAUACUAAUCAAUCAUUAUCAUAAGUAAGUAAAGAAAUAAUUUUAAUUACUUAGUUAUAUGAUUAUAGCAUAAACAAGAGGUUCUAACAACUCUAAUUUAUCAUCAUUAUUCAAUUAAUUAGAUGUCAGCAAUAUCAUUUUUUAAUACAAAGAACUUACUUCCAUCAUAUCAAUAACUGAAUUUGCUUUAUCAUUAUUUAUCACAAUUCUUAUAAUUAUAUUACUUUUCAAAAGAAAUAACAAUAAAGCUGAAUAAAUAUAGUUUAGCAGUCUUGGAAAUGUAUUCAUCUAAAUUAUAUAGAUUUUUAUAAGAUCCAUUAGAAUAUUGUACUGGAUUCUAUGUUAUCCAUUAUUUUUGGUAUCAACUUAUAAUGUCAUGAUAGCAUAUGACUUUAGUUAAUUUUUAUCUAUGUUCGUUUUAAUAUUUGUUAUAUUCUUUACUUUUUUUCAUGACUUUGUAUUAUUAAAUGAUAAUUUUAAUAAAUAAGACUUUUUAAACAUAGCUUAAUCUAGACCUUAUAUUUUGAAUAGUUGGAUUAAAUUAGUUUAAUGUGGAUUUUCAAGUUAUUAUUAUAAAAACCAAAAUUCUCAUGUAAAUAUAAUAAAUAAUAAUUAUAGAUGAUUUAUUUACUUGUUAGUUUUACAUUAUCAAUUCUAAAUUACAUUUAAUUAUAAUAUUAUAUGGUAAUUUUUGGAAAAUAUGAUAUAGAUUACAUAUUUCAUUUUGUUAAUUUAGUGUAUUUUGGAUAAAGUUUAGGAUUAUUGAUUCAAUAUUUCAUAAAUAUAGAAGAUCCUUAUACAUUAAUAACAAUUUUGAUUAUAAUUAAUCUUGUUGUUAUUCAUAAAAGUUUCAGAAAAUGGUAUUUUGAACAUUAAUUUACUAAUUCAAAAGAUAUAAAAAUUAGAGUAUUACUUUUAAGUUGGUUUAGAGAAUUAGAAUGCUCAAAUGUAUAUUAUAUGGGAAUUAUAACUAAACAUUAUAAUCAUCCAAAUAAUAAAAAAUGCUUCUUAAGACAUAAGGCUAUAUAUUAUAGUGGUAAGAAAUUUGCCAAGUACACUUAUAUAACUACUAAGAAACACAAUAUUGAAAAAUACAAAGGAUUAUUUUUAAAAUUCUUUAUUAAAUGUUUAUUAGAAACUUAAUUAAAAUAAGAACCUAAUUCUUCUGAAUUAAGAUUAUUAUAUUCAGAAAUCUUAUUCUAUAAAUUUAAUUUGAUUAAUGAAUCAUUUAAAUAAUUAUUGAAAAUUAAAUCUAAUUUCAAUUUUAAUUAAUAAAUGAGAAUCAUAUAAUUAAAGUUAUCUAUUCACAAUAAAUUAAAAGAAAAUAAUUAAUUAUGUUAUAGAUCUAAAUUACCUUUUGAAAAUAUGUUAAAGUGUGAAGAAUAAAUGAAGGAUUUUCUUAAAGCUUUUCUAAAAAUAACAGAAUUAUAGAUUUUCUUUUGGAAAAAUUAACUCUAAUAAUUUAUAUCCAUUUCAGAAUAAAUUAAUAUAAGUUAAUAAAUAUUUAAAGAAAUUUAAGUUUGUCAAACAAAUUGGAAAAGUAUUCAUUUUACUAAUCCAAUUGAUGAAUAAAAAAUGUUUAUAAGAUUUAGAUGGAAAUUCUUUUAUUUAUAUUUUAAACUUUAUAUACUACAUAAAAAAUUAAAAGUACACGAAUUAAAAGAAUUACCUGAUUAAAAUCUUAAAUCCUAAUAAAUAUUUUAAGAUGAAAAAAUAGAUGAAAGAUCUUCAAGUGAAGAUGAAACUUAAACAAAAACUUAUUAUUAAACAAAUUGUAUUAUUUCUUCUAAUAACUUAUUUUUUCGUGUUGAUAAAUAUGGAGAAAUUAUUACAGCUAGUUAAUCAUCACUCUAAAUCUUAGGUAGACACUAAAAUGAAUACAGAGGUGUUAGGGUUGAAACCUUAAUGCCAGACAUUAUUAAAGAAAAUCAUAAUGAUUUCUUAAAAUUAUUCUAUAAAACUGGUCAAUCUGAAAAUUUAUUUAAAAGAAGAUCAAUUUUAAUUAAACAUAGCAAAGGACAUUGUUUUAAAGCCUAAAAAUAUUUAAAAUAUAUUUUUAAUUUAGAAUAAAAUAGAUUUGAGUAUUUAAGUAUGUUGAGAACAGUAUCAAGUAGAUCUUAAUAUAUUAUUUUGAAUUCAAAAUGGGAAAUUGAUUCAUCUAGUGAAUUCAUUUAUUCAAUUUUAGGAGAUUAUAAACUCCCUUUCCUAUCUUUAUGUCCAAAAGCCAUUUCAUAUACUGAAUUUGCUUAAUUUCUUACUACUUAUGACAUGAAAAUUUUAAGUUUGAAAUUAUGUUCUUUUGGUAGCAGAGAGAGAAUUCAAGAUAAGAAAUUUACAUUUAGAAGAUAACAUGAUUAAACAUUUAGUAAUAAAUCAAUAAACGAAAUUACAAGUUUAGUUUUUAAAAGAGAAUUGGAAGAAAAAUAAAAAUAGAAUGUUAUUUAACUGUUUUAAUAAGUCCUUGAUGAAGAUAAUGAAAUUGAGGGAACUACUAAAUUGACUAAAUUAAAUCAUAUUAAAUUAAACAUUAGAAUUCCUAUAUACAAGUCUGAAUUUUAAGAAGAUUAUAAUAAAUAUGAUGCUUAAAUGAAGAAUAUAUUUUAUAAUGGAGAAAGUUAGAAAAGAUUAGUUUUCAGAAAUGGCAACGGAAAGAUAAGAGUCGAUAAAUUUGAAUUCCUCUAAAGAUAUAGAUGGGUUAAACAAUAAAGAAUGAUGUUUAUUUAUUCUAAAAUCAGUAAGUAUAUAAAUUAAAAUAGAAUAUUUAUUUGAACAUUAUUGUUAAGAGUCAAUACUUGAGAAAGUAUUAAAAGUUGAUGCCAAUAUCAAGUUUUAUAAAACUCUCAAUAAAAUCUCAUUUUAUAUUUUAAAGAUUAAUCGUUUAGAACUUUAUGAUGAGAACACAAAUAACAAUAACUCUGAUAAAUAAGAAAUUUUAUUCUCUAAUACAAAUUCAUUUAAACCAUAUACAUCAACAAUUGUUAGAGAAGUUGUUUUGGUUACUUAAACUUAGACAAAUACCUUGAAAAACUAGAGUGGCUAUUAAUAUUCUGGUAAAUAUUAUUUGUAAUUAUAUAGAUAUGGAAUUGAUUUCAAAUAGAGAAUAUACUUUAAAACCAUUUUUGAUUGGUCAUGCAUUAAGAGAAGACUUUUUAGUAUAAGGUUCUAAUACUAUAUAUAGUUUAAAUGAAUAAAAUAAUCCUUUUAUUAAAGAAGAAAUUAAUAAAAUUUCAAAGAGGAAUUAAAAGUUAACUUUACUUGUCAUUUUAAAUAGGUUUUUAUUUUUUUUUGAACUAUUACUUAUAUCAUUUACUUACUUUUUUUGUUCAUUUUAUUAUAAUCCAUUAACCUUACAUAAUUCAGUAACUUUAUUGGGUCAUAUAUUUAAAAUAUCAUUAAUAACUGUUUAAUCAUACAAUUACAUCAUUGAUGUGGCUCUAAUGAAUGAAAAUAAAUUGACAAGUUUAUUAAUUAUAAACCCAACAACUAAAUUUAAUACAACAGAUUAAUUUUUAGAAUUUGUUCAUACAGACAUUGAUGAGUAAUACACUUUCAUUUAUAAUAUUUAUACUAAUUAAGAAUUUGUGUCAAUGGUUUAUUCUGGAUUUUAUAUUUAUGACAAGAAUGUCAGUGGUCUAGAUAUAUUUGAUCAGUUUUAGUUAAAUUUAUUGUAAUUCAAUUUUUCAGAUAAGGCUUUAAUAAAUUUAAAUAAUACUAUAUUAUCACAUUUUAGAGAUUAUAUGGCACCUUAUGGAUAACAAUUAAUGGAAGAUUCAAUAAUUUCUAGGAUUAAUGAAGCCAUACUAUAUUAAACUCAGUCUAUUGAUAAUCUAAUACUAUUUAUGAUAUUUUAAUUCUCACUUAUGAUUAUUGAUUCAAUGCUUUCAUUAUUAAUUAAAUUUAAUUUUCGUAAUGAUGUCAAUACUAUUUUUAAUAUUGUUGCUAAUAUACCUAAAGAAGAUAAAAUUAAAGCUAUAAAAUAAUAUCAAACAUUAUUUAGUUAAUUAAAUAGUUUAUUUGAAGAAGAAUGUAAUAUAUAUUAAUAUAUUAUAGAAUAUGGAUACAAAAAGUCAUCUAUUCAAGCUUUAAAUGCAGAUACAGUAAUGUAUAUAUAAUGAUUAAACAUAGAUAAAAAGAUUUUGAGAUGAAUGAAGUAGAGAAAGCAAAUUAAAAAAGAGAUAAAGUAAAAAUAAAAAAAUUAUCUAAAUAUUAAUUAAAUGUAUUUAUCUUAUUUUUAUCAUUAUUAGACUAUUAUUGCUCUUAUAUGUUAUUUAGCAAUCAUUCUUGUUUUAUUUAUACUACUUUAUUAUUUCAUUUUGAUAUAACAAAUUGAAACAAAAUAAUUCUUUAUGGAUAACAAUUACUUAGCUCAAACAAACUAUUUUUGGAUAAUUACAUUGCUUAAAGAAGUAAAUAAUUAUCAAAAAAUUAGAAAUUUAUUUUUGAAAAUUAUUUGAAUUCUUCCUAUUAUCCAAAUAUAACCAAAUUAAGAUUCCAAGAAUUUCUUAAUGAUAUGUCAGUAAUAUCCCCUCUCUUAUAUUAAACAACAAUAAGUGAUAUCUAACGUAUUUUUGAUGAUACAUUAUGUGAUUAUUCUUUUGGUAUAAUUUACAAUAAAAAUAUUUAGAUGAAACUGUAACUUAUAUAUACUAUGACUAAUUUUGUUAAGAAAUAUUAGACGGAGCAUUGAAAAGAGGAUUAAAAUAAUUUAAUAUACUAUUAUCAUAGGUAGUAAUAAAAGCAUUAAACCCAAAUGAUCAAAGAUAUGAUGAUUUUUAGAUAGAAGAUCUAGCUCAAUAUUAAAUUUCAUUUCAGAUUAUUUAUGAAAUAUUUUUGACUACUUUUCAAAUUUGGGCUUAAAAUGCUGAGAAUUUAUUAAAUAACACUUUAGAUUUAAGUCUAGUAUCUUAGUAAUUUAUAUCUAAAUAUUUUUAGUAUAAUUUAACUUUUAGUGAUCAUCAUCCUAUACUUUAGUUUACUUGAAUAUUUUUUAUUUACUAAGUUAUAACAAGAUUUUGAUUUUUGUAAAAACUACUACAAAUAUUUUAUGUUAAACCAAACUAUGAAUUAAGUGAAAACUAUGAGAGUAGAUGUGAUAAAAACUGGGUUAUUAUCAAAAUGA